ACGGCUCGAAAUAGUAGCAUGUUCCGUGUUCUUGAGCGCAAUAAAAAGAAAUUGUAGUUGUUUUUUACAUCAAAUACUUAUAUUUAUAAAGCUUACGUUAUUUUAAAAUGGAAGUCACUGACGAAAAUCUCGCUACACUCGCUAAUUACCUUCAGCAGACACUAAACCCUGAUCCAAACAUUCGAAGACCCGCUGAGAAGUUUUUGGAGGGUGUAGAAGUAAACCAGAACUACGCCAUUCUCCUUCUCCACCUCAUUGACAAAGAUUCAGCUGAUCUAACAAUAAGAGUUGCAGCAGCAGUCACAUUCAAGAACUACAUCAAGCGUAACUGGGCUGUGGAAGAAGAUGGAAGGGAUUGCAUUCAUGCAUCAGAUAGGACAGCAAUAAAAUCCCUUAUAGUUUCGCUAAUGUUAAAAUCUCCAGAAGCAAUUCAAAGGCAGUUCAGCGAUGCAGUAUCUAUAAUUGGCAAAUCAGACUUCCCGGAGAAAUGGCCUGGACUCAUCACUGAAAUGGUUGAGAAGUUUGCUACAGGUGAUUUUCACGUCAUAAAUGGUGUGCUUAGAACUGCACACUCACUAUUUAAGAGAUACAGGUAUGAAUUCAAAUCACAAAAACUAUGGGAAGAAAUCAAGCAUGUUUUGGAAAAUUUUGCCAAACCGCUCACUGAUCUCUUUGUGGCCACCAUAGAUUUAACAACAAAGCAUGCAGACAACCCACAGGCAUUGAAAGUGAUAUACGGGUCUUUAGUGCUCAUAUGCAAAGUGUUCUAUUCUCUGAACUAUCAAGAUUUGCCAGAGUUCUUUGAAGAUAACAUGCCAAUAUGGAUGCCGAAUCUUUUGAAUUUGCUGCAGAUUAAAGUGCCUUGUUUGGAAACAAAUGAUGAUGAAGAUAAGCCUGGUGUUAUGGAACAGCUUCGUACGGAAGUCUGUGAGUGUGCCGCAUUGUAUGCCCUCAAGUAUGAGGAGGAAUUUGGUCCUCAUGCACCUGGCUUUGUGACAGCUGUCUGGAAUGUUCUUCUGUCAACUGGACCGCAGACUAAAUAUGAUGCAUUAGUGUCAAAUGCACUGAGGUUCCUAGCAAAAGUGGCGGAAAAGAACAGUUAUAAGAGUCUUUUUGAAGACCCAGCUACACUCAGCAGUAUUUGCGAGAAGGUGGUCAUACCAAAUAUGGAGUUUAGAGAGUCUGAUAUGGAAUUGUUUGAGGAUAACCCAGAGGAAUAUGUCAGGAGGGACAUUGAGGGUUCCGAUGUGGAUACUCGUCGCCGAGCUGCCUGCGAUCUCGUGAGAACGCUGGCGCAACACUAUGAGGAGAAGAUUAUGGCCAUAUUUGGACAAUAUGUUGAGCUGAUGCUGAAAAAGUACGAGGAGAGCGGCGGGCGCGAGUGGCGCAGCAAGGACACGGCGCUGUUCCUGGUGACGUCGCUGGCGUCGCGCGGCAGCACGCAGGCGGCCGGCGUCACGCGCGCCUCGCCGCUCGUCGACCUGGCGCACUUCGCCGGCGCGCACGUGCUCCCCGAGCUGGGGAAGCCGCAAGUAAAUGAGAUGCCAGUGUUGAAAGCAGAUUCCCUUAAAUACAUUAUGACAUUCCGAACUCUGUUACCAAAUGAUUUAUUAAUCACAUCACUACCUCUAUUGAUACAACACAUAAACGGUCGCGGCGUGGUUUGCACGUACGGCGCAUGCGCAGUGGAGAAGCUAAUAGCCGGUGGUAUGAUACCUCGGGCGGCGCUCGAACCCCACGCCCCCGCGCUCCUGAGCUCGCUGUUCACAGCGCUCGGCAACACCAAUGAUCCUACGGAGCAUAACGAAUAUGUUAUGAAAGCGAUUCUCCGCACACUGUCCUGCCUACGAGAGUCGUCGCUCACAUACCUGGGCGAGGCUCUGCCCAAGCUAGCCAGCCUGCUCGCCGUGGUCACCAAGAACCCUUGCAAGCCGCACUUCAAUCACUAUCUGUUUGAAACAUUAUCGCUUUCCGUAUCAUUAGUGGUGAAAUCAAACCCGAGUGCUAUCACGGCAUUUGAAGACGCGUUGUUCCCGAUAUUCCAAGAGGUGCUGCAGAAUGAUGUCCAAGAGUUCAUGCCGUACGUGUUCCAAAUGCUCUCCCUGCUGCUGGAGCUGCGCGUGGGUGUUACUGCCUCGUUUCUGACCAGCUCCAACAGUUCCGGCUCGACGGCAAUGCUGGGCGUGUUCCAGAAAUUGAUUGCUUCCAAAACGAACGAUCACGAGGGAUUCUAUCUGGUACAGACAAUGCUAUAUAAAUUCGGAACCACAGACAUGCAGCCGUACACAAAGCAAAUAAUGUCACUCCUGUUCCAACGUCUCUCGUCGUCGAAAACAACUAAAUACGUGCGCGGCCUGAUCGCCUUCCUGGGAUUCUUCGCGGCGCACUUCGGCGCCGACACUUUGAUUGAUCUCAUCGAUUCUAUACAGGCCAAUAUGUUCGCGAUGUACGUGGAGCGCGUGCUGAUCCCCGACUUGCAGAAGGUGGGCGGCGCGCUCGAGCGCAAGGCGGCGGCCGUGGGCUGCGUCAAGCUGCUCUGUGACAGCGCGCACUUCCGCCGCGGUGCGCUCGCGCCGCUCUGGCCGCCGCUGCUGCAGGCGCUGAUCUCGGUGUUCGAGCUGCCGGUGGACGAGUCGAGCCUGCCGGACGACCACUUCGUGGAGGUGGACGACGCGCCCGGCUACCAGCCGCAGUACGCGCAGCUGGCGUGCGCGCGCGCAGGCAACCAGGACCCGCUCGCCAGCAUAGAGGACCCGAAGCGCUACCUGGCGGAGAGCCUGGCGGCGAUGUCGCGCGCGUGCCCGGGCGAGCUGCCGCCGCGCGUGGCCGCGCUGGGCGAGCCGCACCGCCGCGCGCUGCUCGGCUACCUCGCCGCCUGCAGCGUGCAGCUCUGCUGAUGCGGGGACGUGGCGCUCCUCACCGGCCUCAAUUAGACCCGUGCGCGGCCAGAUUGACCAGGACAAGUGGUGGAUAUGUGGUGGGCUAACUCGAGCAAAGGACAAGUUGGUUGAGUCCGCUUGCUAAUCGACAUGGACUGAAUUAAUACAAUGGUCAUGAAUAAAUGGAAAAAAAUAAACGAGGAAACUGAUUUGUACAAUAAAAUAAGAAAUGAAAAUAACAAUUUGAACAAGAGAAACAUAAGAUGUAAAAUGAAGAAAUUUUAAUGUGAGUUCCCUGUUAUAGUCACUAUAAAUAUAUGACUCUAUGUGAUUUUCUUCAAAAGACCCGUCAUUUACAAUGUACGAUUUGCUAUUAAAUCUGCCACAUAAAAACUUGUGCUUCGUCCUAUUGGUCAACAGGUCAUGAGUGAUGGAUUUUAGUGCUGUGUUUUUAGUGCGAUACUGUUUUAAAAUUAUGAUAAUAUUGUAUUUUGCCAUUCAAUCUAUGUACCAUAAACCCUAUGUAGUGGAUUGAAAACACUUGUCAAUGAAACAAAAAAAAAUUGAUGUCACUAACGAAAUCAUACUGUGAAUGUAAUAUUUUCAUUAUAUACCUACUAAUAUACUUAACCACGUUAAAACAAUGUAAGCUUUUGUAAAAUUAACAAUUUGAUGGACUGAAUAGUUGUUAGUUUCCUAUUGGUCGCUAUAAUUGGCUGUUCUCUUAUUAUGAGCCGACGCAGAGCGUCGUUUCUAUGUUAUGUAUUUAAAUAGUUGCUAAUAGAAAGUUUCUAUGAGUCUCUUUUUAGAUUAGGGUGUUUAUAGGCUCUUUAUUUGUAUACUAGUGAAACGAGAAGAGGUAACGCUUGUAGAUUUUAUAUAUAUGUGAUAUGUAUAAAGAUAUCUUUCUAAUAGCAACUAUUAAUGAUGAGAAUGUAUGUCGGGAUUUGUCACUUGCUAGAUGUAAUUUUGUAUGAUACUGAAUAAACGUUUUCAUCUUUA
Molecule: messenger RNA, 3881 nt
Organism: Zerene cesonia (dogface butterfly)
Lineage: Eukaryota; Metazoa; Arthropoda; Insecta; Lepidoptera; Pieridae
Gene: Cse1
Product: exportin-2
Exons: 20
Coding region: 108-2897 (929 amino acids)
Biological process (GO): protein import into nucleus; protein export from nucleus
Cellular component (GO): cytosol; nuclear envelope
Molecular function (GO): nuclear export signal receptor activity; small GTPase binding
Source: RefSeq, a predicted model, not a curated record